Molecule: messenger RNA, 1640 nt
Organism: Capsicum annuum
Lineage: Eukaryota; Viridiplantae; Streptophyta; Magnoliopsida; Solanales; Solanaceae
Product: endoplasmic reticulum-Golgi intermediate compartment protein 3
Exons: 11
Coding region: 176-1342 (388 amino acids)
Cellular component (GO): endoplasmic reticulum; COPII-coated ER to Golgi transport vesicle
Source: RefSeq, a predicted model, not a curated record
GAUGUUGGUUUGAAGAGGUGCAUGCCUGAUAGUUGUUAAGAAUAGCUGAAUGAUGUAUUCAUCAAUUGUUCUCUCUAUUAUCUAGAGUACUGCCUUGAAAUUCAGGAACUUUGCUUUCUAUUUUCUCACUCAUUUUCCCCUUAUUAAAGACCAUAUCCCUUGUCCCACAAGCACCAUGUCUUGUUUUUGGUCUUCCAUCGAUUUGCCUCCACAGAUCCUUGCCAAAGGAUUAUUUGGUGGAUAUGACGUAUGGUACCACUUACUUCUUAGCAAUUGGCUUGAUUCCAGUACACAAUCCCUGGAACAUCAACUGAGGAAGCUAAUCCAAAAGAAUGAGAAGAUCAAUUGGAUAUUGGAGAUCUUUCAGCCUCUUUUAGUUUCCGUUGUGGGGCUGCUAAUCAUGGCAACAUUGUUCUUACAUGAACUGAGUUACUAUCUUAAUAUAUAUACUGUUCAUCAGAUGGCUGUUGACUUGAGACGUGGAGAAAAUCUUCCCAUUCACAUAAAUAUGACAUUCCCGUCUCUCCCUUGUGAUGUUCUAAGUGUGGAUGCUAUUGAUAUGUCGGGGAAGCAUGAAGUAGACCUUGAUACAAACAUUUGGAAGCUUCGCUUGAACAGUGAUGGCCGUAUCACUGGCACCGAGUAUUUGUCAGACCUUGUUGAGAAGGAACAUGAAGCUCAUAAACAUGAUGGGCACAAAGAACAUCAUGAAGAUUCAGACAAGAUCCAUCUACAGGGCAUUGAUGAAGAAUCUCAAAAUAUGAUCAAGAAGGUUAAGCAAGCAUUGGCUGCUGGGGAAGGAUGCAGAGUGUAUGGCGUUUUGGAUGUCCAGCGGGUUGCUGGAAAUUUCCAUAUGUCCGUUCAUGGGUUGAACAUUUUUGUUGCUCAAAUGAUUUUUGAAAAAUCUACUCAUGUCAAUGUUAGCCAUAUCAUCCAUGAUUUAUCAUUUGGGCCCAAAUAUCCAGGUAUUCACAACCCGCUAGAUGGAACAUCACGAAUUCUGCGUGGUGCUAGUGGCACAUUCAAAUAUUACAUUAAGGUUGUUCCAACUGAGUAUAGAUAUAUAUCAAAAGAAGUUUUACCGACUAAUCAAUUUUCUGUAACGGAAUACUUUUCUCCCAUCCAUGAUUUUGAACGAACAUGGCCAGCUGUAUACUUCUUAUAUGAUUUGUCUCCAAUUACCGUGACCAUCAGAGAAGAACGUCGCAGUUUUCUGCACUUCAUCACUCGGCUCUGUGCAGUUUUGGGUGGGACAUUUGCCUUAACAGGCAUGCUAGAUGGAUGGAUGUACAAACUCCUUGAAGCUGUUACAAAGAAAAACAGCAGAACUAUUGUGCGCUAACGUCGAUGCAUUGCAAUACUGAUAUGUUCAACCAAGCUGAAUUGCAGAACUGGUGAACCGGGCAAGACCUUUAGCCAACAAAGCAAGUUUAUGAACUAGUUGUUUUUAUCCCCAGUGAUUUUGGUAGCACGAGAAGGGCAAUUGCCAAGUUUAUUCUCUGUUUGGUAUUAUUCAUUGGUCAAUGUAACAAAAUUUAGGAUUAUGAACAUCUCACUGACAAUUUAAAAACUAUAUAAAUUAAUCUCUUUUAUCAAAAAAAAAAAAAAAAAGCUUUGUAGUAACAGCUUUUCCUUCUCAA